This is a messenger RNA of Sporothrix brasiliensis 5110, 1866 nucleotides long. RefSeq lists its product as uncharacterized. NCBI's taxonomy places the organism in Eukaryota, Fungi, Ascomycota, Sordariomycetes, Ophiostomatales, Ophiostomataceae. The record is from RefSeq and is a predicted model, not a curated record. The coding region runs from base 1 to 1866 and encodes 621 amino acids. The transcript has 2 exons.
AUGGAAUCAAUCAAGUCCAAACCCAAGGCGGGUCGGCCCCAGCGAGCCCGCAACAAUGGCCACGCUACCGCGAGGGAACAAGACAGCUCAUCUUCGUCCGCGACCUCGUCUGAGGGCUCGUCUUCAUCUGAAGAAGAGAUGCCUGCCCGUCUCAGCGUUGAUUCUUCCUCGUCUGCCGAGUCGACAUCGUCCGAGGCCUCUUCCUCGGCCUCGGAAUCCAUGCCACCACCCCGGCUGCCACUGGUCUCUACGCCUCCCAGCUCUGUGAUCCCCAAUGCUAGCGCAGGCGCCAGCGCUUCGGGCAGCCAGCAGGAGGAGGAGAUUGAGACACGGCCGUCACGGUCCGAGUCCACAGCGUCUCGCGCCAACCGUCUGUCGCUGACACUACCCAUCGCACCGCCCACCUCGUUCCCGUCCAGGCCGACGCCCGCAUCCUCGUCGGUGGCAUCGUUCCCCGCCACACCUAUUGACGUCGCAUCGGGCUUGGCGUCGCCUGCUGAGCCACUUGACCUGAUUACAGCCAUUGCCGCCCAGGAGCGUCGUGUGCUCGAGCUUCGAGAGGAGCUCAACCGCGCAGAAUCCGGUCUCACCAAACUAAAGAGGCAAUGGGCCACCCACGAGGCGCAGAAGAAGCGGGCAGAAAUUAGAAGAACAGAGCCCAUGCGCUCGCUGCCUGCGCGGCCCGGCACCGCCUCAACGGUCGACCCCGGCUCUCCAGCCGUGCCGUUCGACGAUGCCUCGUCAAAACGGACAUCGGAGCUGGACAGAAGAAAGGCGCUGCUUCUUGGACAGCAACCGGGCAGCCAGGCAGGCAGCGAUCCCAACACGCCAACGCAGUCUCGUCGCCGCGUGUUCCGGGGUGGCCAUGCCCGAACAUUGUCUCUUCUGUCGCCAACCAAGACGUCGGCUGAUGGCUUCGAUGUCCACGAGGACCAGCCCGAGGCAGGGGGGGACGAAGAAGCGGUCAAGUCGCCCAUGUCCCCGCUGGAAUUGGACUCGCCUUUCUUCCAGAACUUGAGCCGCAGCGCUGCCUCGCAGUUGUCAAAGCGUGCCUCGUGGGCUCCACAGUCUGUCCAUCAGGUGGCAGGUCUGAAGCAGGUUGCCGGCGAUCUUACUGCGACACUGUGGACGUUUGUUGAAGACCUGCGCCAGGCUACCGUCGGUGAGGAGCUUGCUGGGGCGAACAAUAGCAUGCGCAACAUUGACCCCAACUCCCGCACAACCGAUGACACGCAAAGCACAAUCCGCGCCUCUGCCUCUGGCCGGCCGAAUCUUUCCAGAGCCUUUACGACUGACCUGCAGGGCACACCAACGCCGCCUCCCCGUCACGGCGCCUCGGGCAGCAUUUCGGAACAGCCAACCGACUCCAAGGAUAAGAGCACCAAGUCGGCCGCCAGCGGCAGCACCAAGACAAGGGCCUCCAAGGCUGGUUCCAAGUCUGGCUCCAAGGCCGGUUCCAAGGCCGGAAAUGGCAAAGACGCAAAGCAGUUCUCGUGGACGCCCCUGACAGUUGACUCGUACGACGAUAACGACUGGUCAAGCUGGGAUAGCCCCACGGUGAAGUCGCCUCGUUGGAGUGGGUCAACCGCAAACGGAGAGACGGUUGCCUCCUCCAUUCCAGGGCAAGCUGACGAAAAAGCAACACCUCAAAAGCGCACUUCUCCCACGUCGACCUUUUCGCCCACAUCGCCGUCCGGAAGCCGGGCCAAUGACAUCAACUGGCCGGCCGCUCUCAACCGUCUGACACCGGGCAACAUCAAGCGCACAGCCACUGACCUGAUGAAGGAGUGGGAGAAGUCUCUGUCGCCGCCGACGGAUGAUACGCAAGGCGAAAACACGCCCAUCGUUGAGGACCGUAUCCUGUAA